Molecule: messenger RNA, 3940 nt
Organism: Athalia rosae (coleseed sawfly)
Lineage: Eukaryota; Metazoa; Arthropoda; Insecta; Hymenoptera; Athaliidae
Gene: RhoGAP68F
Product: rho GTPase-activating protein 1
Exons: 10
Coding region: 160-1629 (489 amino acids)
Biological process (GO): negative regulation of endocytic recycling; small GTPase-mediated signal transduction
Cellular component (GO): cytoplasm
Molecular function (GO): GTPase activator activity
Source: RefSeq, a predicted model, not a curated record
CAGCCAGCGAUCAAGAUGAAAGCGUGACGUGAGUGUGGAGUUUAUUUUCCUGAUCGGGUGCGUUAAUAAUGUGGAAGACAUUAAUGAGGAAACAAUAAUAAUUCCCACUACAAAUUAUCGCGUCGAGGAUACUCUCCUGGUUAAUUAAAUUUCUAAACAAUGGAAGCUGACUAUCAACCUGCGCCGAGUCCAGCCAGAAUUUUGACAGCAAUGAACAAUGAAGGUGAAGACCCGUAUCCAAGUCUGUCGGAUUAUCAUGAUUAUGAGCCCAACUUGGAAUUCGACGACACGGAGCUCCAGGCAACUUCGGAUAGUGCCGUGGAACUCCUGGAAGAAAAAAUGGAUUUAAGCACAAGUUGUGGUGGAACUGGGUUGGACUAUUUGGAAAGUCCUGUGAGCGAUGGGACCAUAGAAGAAAAUUUUGAAGAAGCUCUAGUGGAUGCUCCAAUUAUUGAGACGGCAGAUGAUCUGGCAGCACUUGAAGGUGAUCUUGUGGACGAGGAGGAUUACCUUGACAUUGCAAGACUCGGUAUCGUUGAAGUGGUGGGUGACGACAGUGCGGGAAGAAAAGUUAUUGUCGUAUCGGCUUGCAAGCUACCUUCACGUGACGAAGAGAACUUCAAUCACGCCAAGUUAUUGAGAUAUCUCACACAUACCUUAGAUACUUUUGUGGAACAAGAUUAUAGUUUGGUAUACUUUCACCAUGGUCUGACAUCGAAAAAUAAGCCAUCGUACGCGUGGCUGCGGCAGGCUUAUCGGGCCUUUGAUCGAAAGUACAAAAAAAAUUUAAAGGCACUCUACUUAGUCCAUCCAACUAUCCUCAUAAGAUUUGUUUGGCAAUUAUUCAAACCGAUUAUCAGUGCCAAAUUUGGACGCAAAAUGAUGUACGUUAAUUACCUCGAGGAUCUCGCACGACAUAUCAAUCUCGAUCAACUUUGUAUCCCUCAGCUAGUCCUACAACACGAUGAGCAGUUGAUGAUUAAAAACAGAAAAAACUUGCCAGUCAAUCCAGCGCCCACACCUAUCGCAACUCCCAUACCAACCACGCAGUUUGGCGCGAGUCUGCAAUUCAUCAAUGAUAAUAACGGUGGGGAAAUGAUACCACCUAUAGUAACGCAAUGUAUAGAAUUUCUGGACACUCCCGAUGCAUUAGAGACCGAGGGCUUAUUCAGGAGGUCAGCAAACGUCACGGUCAUCAAGGAACUUCAGAAUCGUUGUAACCUAGGUCUGCCUAUAGACUUUCGAGGGGAUCCUCACAUAGCGGCGGUACUUCUUAAGACAUUCCUUCGAGAAUUAGACGAACCACUCAUGACGUUCGAACUCUACGACGAAAUCACCCAGUUCCAAAGCCUGUCGAAAGAGGAGCGACCACAGAUAGUGAGAAAUUUGCUUUUCGAAAAACUGCCAGAAAUAAACUAUCGGCUGUUACAAUACAUAGUUCAAUUUUUAUCCAGGGUAAUGGACAGAAGUGAUCUCAACAAGAUGACUUCCAGUAAUCUGGCGGUAGUGUUUGGGCCCAAUCUAGUGCGAGCUCCAUCGUCGAGGGGAAUGUCGCUGUCAGCGAUUGGCCCGAUAAAUCAAUUCACUGAUUUUUUGUUCACUCAUCAAGAUGAAAUAUUUAUGUUUUAAGACUGGUUCUUUCAUAAACGGUUAAUUGAUGGCCUAGAAGAAUUUAGGAAUUGGUACUCGUUUCAAAUAGGAUGCUAAAACACUAAUCAGGUUGUUUGAAUUGAGAAGGUGAGAAUAUGAAAGUACAUAUUUGGACGAUCACGUUAUGCCAAAUAUGGGAAUUAUUAUUUUUUAACUUUCCUUAGUUUCGUCUUAAUUAAUUUAUUAUCGUGCCAAUAUUUGUGUCAGUACUAUUCGCGUUCGUCAUCGAGUUUUAAUUAUUAAUAUUAACUAACUUAUACCUCACAGAAUCAAUGGAAAUACCUUACCGUAGCUGUUUAAAAUUCGGCUAACGAACGUCGCCGCAACCAUCGAAAUUAUUAUAAUUAUAUUUCAGAAUCGAUCGGAAUACGAUUCGAUGACUUUUAUAAAUCAUUUGCCGAUUUGCCGUUAUCCGGAUAUCAAUUUUAUUACGCUGUCUUACAGUUGGACGGGUUUUUGUUUUUUUUUUUCAGGUCUAAAGCAGCACAGUUUACAUAUGUAUACAUAUUUUUGAAUAUUUUAUACAGUCGAUAUUGAAUUUCAAAAAAACAACAAACUUUUAUACAGUCGCAUCGUUCCAAAGUAUUUGAUAGUAUCGAAUGCACAACAUACCUAUAGAUUAUUAUUAUUAUGAUUAUGAUUUCUUUCGACUUCUAGCAAGAUAUACAUAAUACCGGAGUCUUCGUAAAGGUAGUUUGGAAUGAAUGAAUGAAUAAUACGUGAGCAAACUGAUCAGUGUUGUAUGACAGUUUUGAACGUGUGAAUAAUAUUUAUACAAAACGAAAAAAGAAAAAUUAUGACUGCAUACCAAAGAUAAAUGAGAACGUCAAGUAAUAUGAAUGUAAAAUUUAGAUUUAUUGAAAAACGAAAAGAAAAAUAAUAAUGAAAAAAAUAGUCUAAUUAACUGAUUAAAAUUAGUCACUAUAUAUUUCACGGAAUGAUCUUUGAAGAUUGCAUAUCUCUAGAUAAAUUUAUUUUUUAAUACAACGAGUAUUUUACAUUGAAGCAUAAUUUUUUUCAUUCUAAAAAUUAGAAUAUGGGAUUAUUGGGCAGCUACGAUUUUCUCAUUUCAUUAGUCGAUGUUUCUCUCAGAAAUUUUCGUUACUUUCGGAUUCCGGUGAACGGUUCAAACAAUGCCCAGAUAAUUGGGGGAAAGAUAUAAAGAAGUAUUGUAAUUUUAUACCAGCGUAGGAAGAAAAAAAAUUUGUCAAAAAGUUACGCGAUCUUCGAGACGUUUCCGUGCUGUAAUUUAUAAAUUGUAAAUAAUCUAACGGUGUAUAAAUCUGAUAGAAUAGAUAUAUAGUACUGAUUUAUAAAUAAAAAUAAAAAUGGAUAAAAAAAUCAUUAAUAAAUAAAAUAUUAAAAAUGAAAUCUAAAUAUAAAGAAAAACAUAAUAAAUCGAAGCAUAAACAUGUAAUUUUAGAUACAAAAAAAGAAAAUAAUAAGAAUAAUCUUAGCAUACCCGACUGUUUUAUGCUGGCAUAAUAACGACGAAUAAGUGAAAGAUAAUGAUUUUUUUUUUGCACUAUUCUGUGUCUCGAGAAAAUUUCUUUUUAUCUUUUUUUUAUUUUACAAUUUUGCUUCACAAUCAUCUCUCCGAAUAUACAUUAGAUUUACGAUGAAAUUGUAUAGAGAAAAAAAAAGAUAGAAAUAUAUAUAUAUAUUUUGAAUGAUUGAAAAUAAAUUCCAAUCAUUUUUUUAAAUGAUCGAAAUUAUAAAUUUGAAAGCGUACAGCGUAAAACAUGCAGGGAAUAUAAAAUUAUGUAUUCGUUAGAAAUUUAUUUUAUCAAUAAUUAACGGAAAAAAACUUAUUCAUCUAUUCAAGUACAUUCGCGAAUGGGGGAUAUGGAAAUAAAAUGUGUUUAAAAAUCCUGAUAGCUAAAAAAAAAAACUUGUAAUAUUCACGGAAUGAUUUGGCUCCAUAUUGCAUGAAAAACACGUUGUUGCACUACAUUCCUGUUGGGUCAUUCUCGCAAAAAUUAAAUGAUCAUUACUUGAAAACUCCACAUAUGAAAGAAAGAUAGGGGAAAAAAACGUUGACUCAUCAUUCCAAUUAAUAAUACGUCUACACCUCAACAUUAAAAAAAUAAAUAAAAUUAUUAAAAUCUAAAAGAAAACAACAUCAUCACAUUAUAUUGAACUAUAGCUCUGGUACGAGCUGUAUCUGUUAGGAUAGCUAAAUGUAUGCACGAUCCAUGUACCUGUGAUAGAAUAGCACAUUGUAUCUUUAUCUUUCGAACAUCAUACGGAUCUGAAUAAAACAAUGUAGUACCUACAUUUAUUCCACCAA